Molecule: messenger RNA, 780 nt
Organism: Nematolebias whitei (Rio pearlfish)
Lineage: Eukaryota; Metazoa; Chordata; Actinopteri; Cyprinodontiformes; Rivulidae
Product: microtubule-actin cross-linking factor 1-like
Exons: 5
Coding region: 1-780 (259 amino acids)
Source: RefSeq, a predicted model, not a curated record
AUGACAACACUUAGGUGUGAGAGGCAUAACUGUGACAUCAAGGAUUUCAGCUGGUUUGGGAAAGAUAAUUUGAUGCAAAGAGCUGAAUCACUGGCUGCAUUACAGACUCAAGCAGUGGAAUUAGAAAACAUCCAGGUUUUGGGUGAGGAGAUUCUAGCCUCGUGUCACCCAGAUGCCAUAAUAACGCUCAAAUCUUGGAUCAGCGUCACUAAAACCCGCUAUGAGGAGGUUGAGGCCUGGGCCCAGCAGCAGAGCCAGAAGAUCCAGGCCAGCUUGGCAGCGCUGGACGAAGCAAAAGAAGAAGUCCAGAGUCUGCUGGACUGGAUCUCAUCAGCAGAGGAAGCUCUCAACCUGAGGGAUCAGGAGUCUCUGCCUGAGACCUCAGAGCAGAACCAAGAACUGAUUGAGCAGCACAUGGUGUUUAUGGAGGAAAUGAACAAAAAGUUUCCAGAAAUUCAACAUGCCACAAAAUCCUGCAAACACAAGAGCUCUCCCAAACAAGUUUCCCCCAGCAAGCGGCCACUCACAAAGAGGAGAAGCACGAUGAAGCUGCCGCCUGUUGUACCCGUCCCCCUGGAGCACCUUGACCCCCAGACUCCCCCGCUCACUCAGCUGGUCAGUCAGUGGCAGAAACUUUGGCACCUGGCUGUGGCGAGACAGAAUCGCUUGGCACAACACCAACAAAUGCUCAGAGAGGUGACUAUGGAUUUCCAGAAUAUCUUUACAAUUGUGACAAAGCUUGAAGAGCAAUGCAGUAUACUCCUGGAGUUAGUUUUGUGA